AUGGGAACCACCUCCCUCUCUUCAAACUCACCUUCUCUCAUCAAUAUCAUUCUCACUAGACGUUCAAUUUCACUACCAUCAACCAGAUACAAUAAUUUCCUCACACUUCAACCUCGCACUUCCCUCACUUUUCAUUCCAUCACCUGCAGCAGCAGCAACAGCAACGCCGCCAAUACAGACCAGAAUGAAGCAGACUCAAUUCAAGCACCAACUACAGCACCGGCUAAACCGAUUGAGCUAAGGCUCAGGAGAAGAUCAAGAAGACAAGUGAAACGGCCAAGGGGGAAAGGAACUGUUACAGAUAGCAUAGAGCAACCCAGAAUGGCAGAGGCUGUUCCUAAGAAAUGGGAGGAAAUGAGUUUGAGAGAGAAGGCGAUGGAGCUUUACGUGGGAGAGAAAGGUGCUCUGUUUUGGCUUAAUAAAUUUGCAUAUGCUUCGAUCUAUAUCAUGAUUGGAGCUUGGAUAGUGUUUAGGUUUGUGGGUCCUGCACUUAAUCUGUAUCAGUUGGAUUCACCUGUACUGUCACCUAGUGAUGUAUUGAAGGGAUAA
Molecule: messenger RNA, 549 nt
Organism: Lathyrus sativus (Indian pea)
Lineage: Eukaryota; Viridiplantae; Streptophyta; Magnoliopsida; Fabales; Fabaceae
Source: the annotation of a GenBank genome assembly